AUGACCGCCCUCACAAUCACGACCACGGCCACGCCGACGCCCCCGCCUCCUCCGUACAAGGACGAGCACGACCAAGAUACGUUCAUCCACGAAAAGAAGAGCGCGCUGCACCUCACCUCGCCCGUCGCCCCCGCCUCCUCCACCUCCACGGCCAAGUACGAGAAAGUCAUCUGCAGCCACGACGUCAAGCUCUCGCCCAAGUGCCGCGGCUUCCUGAUCGGGCUCACCGUUAUCAAUCCGGCUGUUGGUCUUGCCGUCGCUCUCUGCCCUCACGGCCGCCGGCGAAAGUGCCGUACGUGUGGCGCGGUGGUAGUCGUGUCGCCCAAGCGGGCGUUCUGCUGA
This is a messenger RNA of Cutaneotrichosporon cavernicola, 342 nucleotides long. RefSeq lists its product as uncharacterized. The transcript has a single exon. The record is from RefSeq and is a predicted model, not a curated record. The coding region runs from base 1 to 342 and encodes 113 amino acids. NCBI's taxonomy places the organism in Eukaryota, Fungi, Basidiomycota, Tremellomycetes, Trichosporonales, Trichosporonaceae.